Messenger RNA from Triplophysa dalaica, 6515 nucleotides. Its product is annotated as meiosis regulator and mRNA stability factor 1. The transcript is spliced from 25 exons. Bases 163 to 4938 code for a protein of 1591 amino acids. NCBI's taxonomy places the organism in Eukaryota, Metazoa, Chordata, Actinopteri, Cypriniformes, Nemacheilidae. Gene Ontology annotation, biological process: post-transcriptional gene silencing. Gene Ontology annotation, molecular function: RNA nuclease activity; mRNA base-pairing post-transcriptional repressor activity; CCR4-NOT complex binding. Gene Ontology annotation, cellular component: cytoplasm; peroxisome. The record is from RefSeq and is a predicted model, not a curated record.
GUAUGUAAAACGGUGUUUUGGUUAUUAAAUCAACAUGGACCCUUCAGUCAGCGGGAACGAUCAGCUUUACGACACCCGCGUACGCUUUACGCCACCACUCACACGGAAGUCUCGUUUCCACGGAGACGCCUGGAGGCGCCGAAGGCUGCUCGAUACGAUUUCAUGGCGGUUCAUAAGCCGAUCCUGGAGCUGAAGGAUGUUCCUCCCCCUCCUCUUCACAGCACUGCCCCACCACAGCCCCUCCCAUUGCCCCACCCAUGUCUCCGCCCUUUGCAAGAUCUGCAGCCAGGCAGCCUCAAAGUAAGCGUGUGUUCCCGGUGUGAAGCCGCCGUCCAUCAGCAGCAGGACUCCAGCAGCGGCACGGGUGGAGGGUUUCCUCGCUAUCUCUCUCACUCACAAUCAAACACUCGCACCGCCCCUCACCCCUUGUCUCUCGCUCCACCGCAGGGCACUGGUACUCUGCUGCAGACGCCCGGGAGCUUCGAGCAGCCCUCUGCGGUGCCCUGCUGCCACGUACACUGCUGCACUGCAGCUCCGAGACCGCUGCACGUCUGUCCUUCCCUGUCUAAAGUUCCGGGCGUCUGUUGCUGUUGCCGUGACCCCAGAGGGCAGCAGCACCCAUUUUCACUCGGUGACCCACCCACACACCACAUGUUCCAUGCCGGUGUCGAACGCGCUCUGCUUUGUACAAAGGGUGCUCAGGGUUUUCACGACUGCUGGAGAAAGAAUGUUAAUAUAGAGUCUGGGAAGGUUUGGCCGAACAUUCCACCGCCCGUUCCUGUGCCAAUGUGUAACGGCUGUGGCGUAGCAGGAACGCCUGAGGCCCCGCUGGGUGCCCACCUCAACAAACCCACCCAGAAAUAUGGUGCCCCAGAGAGCUGCGGUCAGGAAGCGCUUCCUCCAGUUGGAGUUUUCUGGGACAUCGAGAACUGCGCGGUUCCCAGCGGACGGUCUGCGGCGACUGUGGUGCAGAGACUACGGGAGCGUUUCUUUCACGGGCAUCGCGAGGCCGAGUUCAUCUGUGUAUGUGACAUCAACAAAGAGAACAAAGCCGUCAUCCAGGAGCUAAACAACUGCCAGGUGACAGUCGCUCACAUUAACGCUACGGCCAAAAACGCAGCGGAUGACAAACUGCGACAGAGUCUGCGGCGGUUUGCCGAAACACACACGGCCCCCGCCACCGUCAUCGUUGUCUCUUCUGAUGUGAACUUUGCCAGCGAGCUGAGUGACCUGCGGCAUCGGCAUGGCUUCCAGGUGAUUCUGGUUCACAAGAGUCAGGCCUCCUCCGCUCUGCUGCAGCACGCCCACCUGUGCGUUCUCUUCGAGGAGUUCGUAUCGGACCUUCCGCCUGGCUUGGUUGUGAAAUCUCAGCCGCGGCAGCUUCUUGGGCACCAGUCAGCCCCUCCGUUUGAACUGCAACGACACCAUCAGACAUCCCAGAGUGCUGUUUGUGUCUCUGCUCCUCAGCCCAGUUUCAGCCUUCUGUUUGUGCAUCACCUCCCCGCUCAUCGUGAUGCCAAAGCUGUCACCAACCGCCUGCAGCGGCUGUCCAAUAACUGCGGCGGAAAAGUGCUGGGCGUGUCCGGCGGCUGCGCCGUGCUGCGGUUUGCCAGCGCCGAUGCUGCCGAGCGUGCCCGCAAGCGCAUGGACAACGAAGACGUCCUAGGCCACCGCAUCACGGUGUCAUUCUCCCCUGGCGGGCCCGGGGAGGAGGUGUGCCGCCCUAUCGCCUCGUCCUCCUCAUCAGUCUUCCUUCCUGUGGAGAAGCCGCGGUUGCCCCGUCGGCAGCGCCGGGCACCACGGCAGGGGGGCCGUGUCCCGGACCGCCUGUCGAGCCCCGGGAAAGCAGGCCACGCCUCCUCGUGCAGCCCUGUGAUGAAACCCCUCCCCCAGGCGAUGUGUGGUGUGGUCCGACCUGCGUCCGCCUCGCCUCAGACUCACAGCCUUCCGUCUGCGCCCGGCAAACCCUCGGACCUGCUUCAGCGCUCCCGGAGGCGAGAUUCUCCCGGUCAGUCGUUUCAAGUCAGCACUCCUUCAGCGUUCAGUAAACUCAGUUUGCACCGUAGCUUCAGUCCCGCGCUUCUCUCUCAGAGCUCGUGGUCGUCUCGGAGUGUUUCCCCGUGCCUGUCCAAUCGCUCGUCUCCGCUCAGUGGUCCGUCCUCUAGCAGCUGCGGCGAGGGCCCGUCCGAGCCGUUCUCUGAUGGGGCCGAUGUGCAGGUCACCAACCUGGACUACAGAAUGUCUCGCAAAGACCUGCAGCACAUACUGCGAGACGCCUUCGCUAAACAUGGCAGAGUGAAGAGCGUGGAUCUCAGUCCACACACUGACUAUCAGCUGAAGGCGUGUGUACACAUGAGUUCGCUGCAGCAGGCCAUCGGCGCCGUCAGUCUUCUCCAUCGCUACAAAAUUGGUAGCAAGAGGAUUCAUGUGUCGCUCGUCACCGGAGUCAAUAACAAACCGCUCACCUGCCUGAGCUCGCAGAUCACCAGUGUCCUGCAGGACGCACCUGCCAAGUGCCUCCCGCUCUACAAACUCACUGAGACCUUUGAGAGAAAGUUUGGUCGUAAGCUGGCGGUGAGUGAUUUAUACCGUCUGCCGGAGCUGUUGUGCGUGCGGGAGCAGGCUGGCGGGCGACUCGUCUGUCUACUGUCCAGCACGCACGCUCGACAGAGUCCGUUAGGAUCGGCACACUCUCACGACGGAUCCAACAACACCAGUCCGGUUCAGUUUGAGGAGCUGGAGUACCACGAGCCCGUCUGCAAACAACACUGGACUCAACAGGACUUCAGUGAAUCUGACUUUGAUCCUGACUCCUACAACAUCCCGUUUGUUCAGUUGUCUCUGAAAGUUCUGGCUGCUCAUGUGCACACUUUACUGCAGACUCAUGAGGGGACUAUACCACUGCUCAGUUUCCCAGAAUGCUAUGCAGCAGAGUUCAGUCCUCUGACUGUUGUGGAGGAGGGGAAGGUGGAUGGCAGUGUCCCAUUGGAGCAUCUCAUCACAUGCAUCCCUGGAGUCACCAUAGUAACGGCUCAGAACGGCUUUAAAAUCAUCAAAUGGAUUCAUAACAAACCCCCCCCACCCAAUGCAGAUCCAUGGCUACAGCAGCGCAGUAAGAGUCCGGUUGGGAAUCCUCAGCUGAUUCAGUUCAGUAGAGAGAUGGUGGAUCUGAUGAAGAAUCAGCCGGCCUGUUUGAUGCCCAUCACUAAGUUCAUUCCAGUGUAUCAUCAUCAUUUUGCCAAGCAGUGUCGAGUGUCCGACUAUGGUUACGCAAAACUUCUAGAGCUGCUUGAGGCCGUUCCUCACGUGCUGCAGAUCCUGGGUUUGGGCUCCAAACGCUUGUUGACGUUGACACAUCGUGCUCAGGUCAAACGCUUAACUCAGGAUCUGCUGAAGUUGUUGAAGUUUCAGGCCAGUAAGCAGGUGCUGAUCAGCGACUUCUCUCAGGCCUAUCAUUGGUGUUUCUCCAGGAACUGGCAGGUGGUGGAUUACGGCAUGUGCGAUCUGAUGGACCUGCUGGCCGAGAUCCCAGACACCACCAUCACCAUCUCUCCGCAGGAGUCCGACACGCUCAUCUCUGUACCCAAGAGAGAGCGCACGGCAGAAGAAGUGGAACGUACGCGGCAGUUCGGAAAGGAGGUGGUAGAUCUUCUGAGACAUCAGCCUCACUUCCGCAUGGCCUUCAGCAAAUUCAUCCCCACCUAUCACCACCACUUCGGUCGUCAGUGCAAGCUGUCCUACUACGGCUUCACCAAACUCAUGGAGCUCUUCGAGGCAAUUCCAGAUGUUCUGACGGUGUUGGAGUGCGGGGAGGAGAGGCUGCUGACCCUGACAGAGAUGGAGCGUGUCAAAGCGUUAGCCGCUCAGCUGGUGAAGUUACUUCGAGCUCAGAGAGACUCGGCACUACCUGUCAGUCAGCUGCUGAGUGAGUACAGUAAGACGUUUGGAUACGCUCUCCGCCUGCAGGACUAUGAUGCCAGCACUCUGCCUGAACUGCUCAACAAACUCUGCCAUGUGGUGAAGCUAGCAGAUGAUCACCACGGGAAAGAGGUUCAGCUGAUUAACAGGAAGUCACUGCGUGCCUUGACGUCGCAGCUGCUGGCACUGAUGAUGUCACUUCCUGAGGAACGCGAUUAUCUCGGGGUAGAGGAGCUGAGCAAGAGGUACGAGCUCAUUUACGAUGCUCCGCUAAACCCCUGCGAGUAUGGCUUCAUCUCCCUUAGCGAGCUGCUGAAGAGUCUUCCUUACCUGCUGCAGCUGUCUGAGGAUGAGGACGGUGACGGCGGAGAGCGUGUGAGGUUGACCAGACUUUAUCAAUUUGCCCGUAGCGUUCGUGAGCUGCUGCACACUUACCAUUAUAAUCAGAUCUUCCUGUCUGAGUUCUGGGGGGCGUUCUGUAAAUACACCGGCAGAGAGUUCAAUCCUCAGACCUACGGCUACAAGACUCUAGACGAACUGCUGGCUGCCAUACCGCAGGUGAUCUGGAUCAAAGGUCACGGGCAUAAAAAGAUCAUCGUUCUGAAGAAUGACAUGAAAGCUCGUGGUAGUCCUGUGCUUACUGGAGAGAAGAAUCCCUCUCCUGAGGAGAAGAACCGAGCUGCCGACAGUCCGACCACCAGUGAAAUGGAGCUACUGUGUUUGGGUCCCACUUCUCCUGUGGAUCUGUUGUGCGGUCCUGUUCCGUCAUGUCUUCCGUCUCCUCAGCUGCGCCCCGACCUGGUGCAGUUGCAGCUUGUGGAUCUCAUCCUCUUUGAGACCCAUUUACACAGUCACUCCGAACAAGAGCCGGUUUACGAUCGUCAGCCGCAGUCGAUCAGAGAUCAUUAUGAACUGCCGGAGUCCCAAACAUCGUCCACGGACAGUCCCGGUCGCAGAGCGGCACGCAACAAAGUCAAACUGGCAGCUAAUUUCUCAUUCACAGCCGCCCGGCCAGUCUAAAGCUUCUGCACGCCGCCACAUACAUGAGAAAAAGUGUGCAGUGAUUAACAUGGCACUGCUGUCCCUCGAGCUGUACUCGUGUGUUAAAGAAGAGGGUUAAAAGAGUUUUCAUGAGUAAAUGUUCUGUUGUCAGACUUUGAGUUAGCUGGAAUUAUGUUCUCUCUGGAAACUCAUGGCUGCUCCUCCUGAUGUUUGAGGUUUCUUCAUCACCCUUGAGCUUCUCUGUUUUACGGAGACAUUAUUUGUUGCGUGCGGCACAUGGGCGUUAUGUUGAUGAAGGUGGUCUUCAGGUCUGAUGUUUGUAGGCGUCUUUAGAUGAUCGGGUCUCGCAUGUUCUUGUUUUUUUUUUACUCUGAACAGGAGGCUUUUUUAAUCUGAUCAUACGUGAUAGUUCCUCUGUUCACUGGAAGCGGUCUGAAAUCCAUUAAGUUCUGAAUCAUGUUUUUUGAAUCUCAAACAGGAAUGUUUCAUUUAAAAGGUCUGGGCUGGAUAUUAGAGGAUGUCCACACUUAAAGUCUGAAAGGUUGAGUUCUUUUUUGCGGGGUAUCGUCCACACGCAGUUAAAACCUUUUGAGAAGUCCAGCAGUCUGAAGAGUGACUUCGGCAGCAAGUUUUCCAGAUGUUUCUCAGUGCCAGAAGUUGCGUUAACAGUUCUAUGCAGGUUGUGCAUAAACCCAUGUUUGACAAGCGUGCGUUUAUUCUUUUUUGUGUUAUCUGGAAGUAUGGUAUGGAUUCAGCCGAGCUGCCCCUCUUCCAAGGUUUUUCUCUCUAACCUUGAGUUUGUCUCUUUUUUUUUGAUCGUUGUUCUUGAUGUCUACAAACUGCCGAUCAUGUUAGACCCGUGGUGACUCUCUGAGGUUCUGUUUACCUGAGCCAAGCUUUACAAUAGCUUGUAUUAGUCUUGGCGGCGCGACUGAGAGACGUCAGCGUUAAAUGUGCGUUUGGACCCAAAGAACUGCAUACGUCAUGAGCAAACGCUUAGAGAAACAAACGUCUGAACGCAAAAGAGUUGGUCACAUCAUUCUGAGCAAGUGCUGUUGAAGAGGUUGAGGGUUUUAUUGGCUCCAGAUGAUAACCUUUCAGUUUAAAAGUUUUUGUAUGGUACCAAUUAACUCGGGUGAAGGAAGUUUGUCUUUAGACGAUGAAGUGUUGUUUUUCUAUGCAUGUUUGCAUAACUCUUACCUCUCGUGGUGUUGGACGGAUGUUAGAUUUGUUUACAGAACAUUCAUCAGGUGUUGAAACCACGGCAGAAAUGUGAUGUGUGUCACUAGAUCUGUGCAUCUAGCCAUUUUUGUUCUUGUGUGUGUUUUGUUUCUCCAUUUAUCAACAGUUUUACAGUCUUUGUGUCUGUAAUUCUCUUAAGCGGCCCUUACACGACCCCAAUGAGUUCAGAUGAAACCUGAUUUACACUUUGGUUGAAUUUCCAUUUAUGUGAAAAUGAAAUGAAGUCAAGCGAUCAAGACCAUGGAGGUCUUGGUUUAUGGUUUUAGUCUCCACUAUAUAAUCCUUUUAGGACUUUUAUGUUUGUGGAAUGACCAAAUGAUUUCUGUUAUAUGUAAUAAAUAUCACGAGCAUCA